Messenger RNA from Gongylonema pulchrum, 195 nucleotides. Lineage: Eukaryota; Metazoa; Nematoda; Chromadorea; Rhabditida; Gongylonematidae. The record is from the annotation of a GenBank genome assembly.
AUGCACAUCCUCUCCAUUCUGCAACAACGUUGGAUAUCAUCGGCCAAAAAGCGCAAGAGUAUUCGAUUCCAAGAGGAUCCAGAAUGGCAACCAGACGAUCGAGUGGUUCUCUUCCAGCACUUCUUCAAAGAUCAAGGCAGUCUGUUGCUACUGGAUUGCUCCUACGCAUCAGGCGUAGCUAUACCAAGUCUUUGA